This is a messenger RNA of Malania oleifera, 2924 nucleotides long. Its product is annotated as pyrophosphate-energized vacuolar membrane proton pump-like. Gene Ontology annotation, molecular function: diphosphate hydrolysis-driven proton transmembrane transporter activity; inorganic diphosphate phosphatase activity. Gene Ontology annotation, cellular component: membrane. Lineage: Eukaryota; Viridiplantae; Streptophyta; Magnoliopsida; Santalales; Ximeniaceae. The transcript is spliced from 8 exons. Gene Ontology annotation, biological process: proton transmembrane transport. The coding region runs from base 390 to 2678 and encodes 762 amino acids. The record is from RefSeq and is a predicted model, not a curated record.
AUACAAGUCAAAAUCCCCUUCUGGAUUAUUCAGACAAGGACCUUUACCAGCUGAUCAAACCAACUGGCUUCUUCCUUCCCUCUAUUUUUUUUUUUCUAAUUAUUAUAAAUCCAUGGUUGCAGGAAGAGCACAAAUAGGGGGGGUAAAAAAAAGGAAAAAGAAAAAAACUGCACAACCUUUGGCACGGCCUACCUGUUGAUCAAACCAACCAGUUCCAUUUUCCCACUUCCCAGACGCCAAUGCAAAGCCAAUCACACAUCUUAUCUGGUUAAUAAAUCAGCAAAGCGAGAAAUCUCAAAUGGGUUUUAUGAGUCAGUAGCUACAGAGCAGUUUGGGGGUGUAUAGGAGGCAGGGACAGUGCUGGGUAUCGUUUCUGAGAGAAAUAGAAGAUGGGUUUGGUGAUGGGGGAGGCGCUUACGCAGGUUCUGAUUCCUGUUGCGGCCGUUGUCGGAAUUGGGUUUGGUUUGGUUCAGUGGUUUCUGGUCUCAAAGGUUGUGGUCUCGGAGGAGGGCUAUGCUCCAGGCAAUGGGGUCAAGGAGAGGUUGAUUGGAGAAGAAGAGGAAGAGGGUAUUGAUGGGCAUGAUGUUGUUUCCAAGUGCUCUGAGAUUCAGAGUGCCAUUUCUCUUGGAGCUACUUCUUUUCUGUUUACCGAAUACAAGUACCUUGGCAUCUUCAUGGGUGUUUUUGGUGCUAUCAUUUUCCUCUUCCUUGGUUCGGUGAAAGGUUUCAGUAUGCAGAGUGAACCAUGCACUUACAAUGAGGGAAGCAUUUGUAAACCAGCCUUGGCCAAUGCCAUCUUUAGCACAAUUGCCUUCUUUCUUGGUGCUCUUACUUCUGUCCUUUCCGGGUUUCUCGGGAUGAAGAUUGCAACUUUUGCCAAUGCUAGAACGACUCUAGAAGCGAGGAAAGGAGUCGGGAAGGCGUUUAUUGUUGCUUUCCGUUCUGGUGCAGUGAUGGGGUUCCUUCUUGCUGCCAAUGGCCUUUUGGUUCUGUAUGUCUCCAUUAAUUUAUUUAGACUGUACUAUGGGGAUGACUGGGAGGGACUUUAUGAAUCUAUUACUGGGUAUGGCCUAGGAGGUUCUUCAAUGGCACUCUUUGGAAGAGUUGGGGGAGGUAUAUACACAAAAGCAGCUGAUGUUGGUGCUGACCUUGUUGGAAAAGUUGAGCGCAAUAUCCCUGAGGAUGAUCCACGGAACCCAGCUGUUAUUGCAGAUAAUGUUGGUGACAAUGUAGGAGACAUUGCUGGGAUGGGUUCUGAUCUUUUUGGGUCUUAUGCUGAGUCAUCCUGUGCAGCCCUUUUUGUUGCAUCAAUAUCAUCAUUUGGUCUCAAUCAUGACUACACAGCCAUGUCUUAUCCUUUGAUCAUAAGCUCAAUGGGAAUUGUGGUCUGCUUGAUAACCACACUUUUUGCUACUGAUUUAUUUGAGAUAAAGAAUGUAUCUGAGAUCGAACCAUCCUUGAAGCGACAACUUCUUAUCUCUACAGUCCUUAUGACUGCUGGGAUUGGAGUAGUCACCUUUUUUGCCUUACCAUCUGAGUUCACCCUCUUCAACUUUUGGAGUCAAAAGGUUGUAAAGAACUGGCACCUUUUCUUCUGUGUUGCAAUUGGCUUGUGGGCUGGCCUUGUCAUUGGAUACACCACUGAGUAUUACACCAGCAAUGCUUAUGGUCCGGUGCAGGAUGUGGCUGAUUCUUGCAGGACUGGUGCUGCAACAAAUGUGAUAUUUGGGUUGGCUUUGGGAUACAAAUCUGUCAUUAUUCCUAUAUUUGCAAUUGCAAUAGCUAUUUAUGUUAGCUUCACCUUGGCUGCUAUGUACGGAAUUGCGGUGGCUGCAUUGGGAAUGCUCAGCACUAUUGCUACUGGGCUUGCCAUUGAUGCUUAUGGUCCCAUAAGUGACAAUGCUGGUGGUAUUGCUGAAAUGGCUGGAAUGAGCCACAAGAUACGUGAAAGAACAGAUGCAUUGGAUGCUGCUGGUAACACCACUGCUGCCAUUGGCAAAGGUUUUGCAAUUGGAUCAGCUGCUCUUGUUUCUCUUGCUUUGUUUGGUGCCUAUGUCAGUAGAGCAGGCAUCCAGACAGUUGAUGUGUUGACUCCAAAGGUCUUUAUUGGGUUGAUUGUUGGGGCCAUGCUGCCCUACUGGUUUUCAGCUAUGACAAUGAAGAGUGUAGGGAGUGCAGCUUUGAAAAUGGUUGAAGAAGUUCGUCGUCAGUUCAAUUCUAUUCCAGGUCUCAUGGAAGGACUAGCAAAACCAGACUAUGCAAAUUGCGUAAAGAUUUCUACAGACGCUUCACUCAAAGAGAUGAUCCCGCCCGGUGCUCUAGUUAUUCUUACUCCACUUAUUGCUGGAACAUUGUUUGGAGUGGAAACCCUGGCUGGAGUUCUUGCUGGUUCACUUGUUUCUGGUGUGCAGGUUGCUAUCUCAGCUUCCAACACAGGUGGGGCAUGGGACAAUGCCAAGAAAUACAUAGAGGCCGGGGCUUCUGAACAUGCCCGAGGUCUGGGUCCGAAGGGCUCGGACUGUCACAAGGCUGCUGUCAUAGGUGACACGAUUGGAGAUCCUCUGAAGGACACUUCUGGUCCUUCCCUCAACAUCCUCAUCAAGCUCAUGGCAGUUGAAUCACUGGUGUUUGCUCCAUUUUUUGCAGCUCAUGGGGGUUUGCUGUUCAAAUUGCUCUGAAGUACUGAAAAAGCCUCCCAGCUGAGUUUAGUCUGCUACUGCUAUAAAUAUGUUCAUUUGUGGAGUGGUAAUGUUGCCUGGCCUAUUUUCAGUUUUAAGGUGGAAAGAAAAUAUGAUGGGGCUCUUGCUACCACUGUUAAAGUCAAUUCCAUAUGAAUAAACGGGUUAUUGCAUGUAUUCUAAUGUAUAUACAGGAUUUUGGUGCUCACUUUCUGUGUUGUUAAUAAAUGUAUAUUAGUAUUUUCA